Molecule: messenger RNA, 1028 nt
Organism: Manduca sexta (tobacco hornworm)
Lineage: Eukaryota; Metazoa; Arthropoda; Insecta; Lepidoptera; Sphingidae
Gene: Trs23
Product: trafficking protein particle complex subunit 4
Exons: 4
Coding region: 89-742 (217 amino acids)
Biological process (GO): endoplasmic reticulum to Golgi vesicle-mediated transport
Cellular component (GO): TRAPP complex
Source: RefSeq, a predicted model, not a curated record
UAAGAACUGUCAGUGUCAAUCUGUCAAUAUUGAUCAAAAUAAAUGUUAGCGAAAACUUUAUAAGAUAUUGAAUUAAAACUAUCCAACUAUGGUGAUAUACGGGGUGUAUAUUGUGAGCAAGUCUGGUGGGCUUAUAUACAACUAUGACCACAACAUUCCACGGGUCGAAACGGAGAAGACAUUUGGUUUUCCACUGGACAUCAAGCUGCAAUAUGAAAACAAGAAAGUUGUCGUCGCAUUUGGGCAGAGAGACGGUAUAAACGUGGGGCAUGUGUUACUCUCAGUAAAUGGUUCUCCAGUCAAUGGCAGGACUACAGAGGACAACAGAGAUGUUUUUGAUGUCAUAGAAGCUAAGGAGAACUACCCUCUCAGUCUGAAAUUCGGCCGCGCGCGCGCUACUACCAAUGAGAAGAUUGUGUUAGCCAGUAUGUUCUACCCACUUUUUGCCCUGGCAAGUCAACUUAGCCCAGUGCCAAAGUCUUCUGGCAUUGAAUCACUCACAGCCGACACCUUCAAGUUAUCUUGUUUUCAAACACUAACAGGUGUAAAAUUUAUCAUAGUGACGGAUCCAAACAUGCAAGGUACUGAGGUGGUACUCAAGCGCAUAUACGAGCUGUACUCAGAUUACGCUCUCAAGAACCCGUUCUACUCGCUGGAGAUGCCGAUCAGAUGCGAACUGUUCGACACGUCGCUACACACGCUGCUCGAGCUCGUCGAGAAAUCCGGCACCACUAACUUAUAGCUGUAAAUAAAUUUAAUUUAAUUAUAGAGAAGGCAGCAGUGCAAGGAUGGCCUAAGAAUUUGUACCUUUACUCAAGUGUUCUUAUGCACCCAUAAUACUGUGUUGCAAAAAAAACAAUUAUUAAAUAUUUAAUAAACAGAUUUCACCUUCAUCCAAAGUGGUUGUUUCGUUUAGUUUCAUUCAAGCUUGCACAUAGGCCAUUCUUGCUCUUGUGGCGUCAAAUAUACGACUGUUAUUUUGUAUGCUUCAAUGAGAUGUAUAUUAAAAAUAAAAUUUUAAAAUACUA